Molecule: messenger RNA, 684 nt
Organism: Acanthosepion pharaonis
Lineage: Eukaryota; Metazoa; Mollusca; Cephalopoda; Sepiida; Sepiidae
Source: the annotation of a GenBank genome assembly
AUGUUUUUUCUAAAUAUCUCUAUUUUGGCUUAUUCCUUGUUCUUGUUACUUCUUGGUGUCAAAAUCGAAAAUCUUUUGAACGAUGGCUACAGUCUGUUUAUUGAAUAUGUCGGCAUCCCAGUCGCUUUCCUGACGACCCUUGGCGUCUUUCUUUCCUUAGCGAUGCUUAUUUCAUUCGCUAGCUUUUACUGUCGAAAUCGCUUACUCCUGUUCCCGUACGUCUGUCUCCUAUCUGUUCUGAUAGUCACCCAACUCGUCGUCGGUGUGACAUUCUACGCCAAUAAGUCUCGCCUCCUCAGCCUGGUUCCGGAAAUUCUACGUUCUGCAGAAUCUGCGUACAACCGCGAUUAUUUCGCCAACUCCACUUGGAAUUCCAUUCAGCAGGACUUGGAAUGUUGCGGCGUCGAACACUUCCAGGAAUGGUUCCUGUACUUUAGCAACUCUUCUCUUCCAGAUUCUUGCUGUAUUAACUACAGUGUCGAUUGUGGUAUCGACGCAAUUCCAACUGACAACUUUCACAAGGCCGACUGCGCCGGAGCUGCUUACAGGUGGGCUGAACAGCAUAUCAUGGCGACUGGCGUAUCGUUCUUUCUUAUGCUGAUACUACAGAUAAUUUGUCUUCUGUAUUCCUGUUGUUAUUUGCAGACUUGUUACCAACACAACUCUAUAUCUGAUGACUUCUAA